AUGUCUACGGAAGUGCCGAUGUACUGUUGCGCUCUGCUCGGGGCUCCCGAAUCGGGCAAGACGAGCUUUGCCAAGCGCCACCUAACGGGCGAGUUUGUCAAGAGCUACAGUGCCAAUAAGAUAUAUCAGACUUAUUUGCUGGAAUUCCACACAAGUCAGGGGGAUAUACGCUACACUCUUUGGAAUUCCAAUCAAAUCGAUGAUUUCGACUGUCUGCAUAUACAGUGCGCCAUCAUUAUGACGGAUUUCAGCUGUACCCGUACAUUCCAGCGUGUGCCCGUACUGCAAACAGCUAUACAUAUACGCUAUGGCAACAUUCCAGUCGCCCUGUGCGCAAAUAAAAUGGAUCUGGCCCGGAGUAACGGAAUAGCAUAUCGCCUGAUCCCGGAUCAACCGAAACAGUUUGAAUAUUUUGAAAUGUCCGUGAAGAAGAAUGUGAACUGUGAGCAGCCCUUUCUAUGGCUGAGUCGUCGGCUGCUCGGAAAUGAUCAAUUGGAGUUCGUUGCCAAGCCGGCCGUCCAGCCCCCCGACAUACCCCCGGCACACUGGAAGGCGGCCUUCAAGGGCCUCGCGUUGAACCAGUUGCCGCCCAUUGGGGAUGACGAAUGGUAG
Messenger RNA from Drosophila mojavensis, 612 nucleotides. RefSeq names its product GTP-binding nuclear protein GSP1/Ran. The coding region runs from base 1 to 612 and encodes 203 amino acids. The transcript has a single exon. Gene Ontology annotation, molecular function: GTPase activity; GTP binding. Gene Ontology annotation, cellular component: nucleus; cytoplasm. Gene Ontology annotation, biological process: protein import into nucleus; ribosomal subunit export from nucleus. The record is from RefSeq and is a predicted model, not a curated record. NCBI's taxonomy places the organism in Eukaryota, Metazoa, Arthropoda, Insecta, Diptera, Drosophilidae.